AUGUAUAAACGUCUUCGGUACGGCAACAUCAAACCAACCUUUCUGGCCCCUCAACGCGACUCGAGGACCUUGGGACCAGCGACCUCUAAAGCUAGUUGGUCGUUGCGCAACAUUGUUGGGAUUCAGAAGGUUGAUGAUGCCCGUUGCCCCGUGUCAGUUUAUCGGUGGAGUUGGUACUUGGGUAUCAUGCUGGAUAUUGGCAUGGUCAUUGGCCUGAAGUGGAGGGUAAUGAUCCAAUUUGAGGAAUACGGGAAGCAAAGCGAUGAGGGCGGAUCGGCUCUGAAGAAUGGUAACAUCACCUCGAUUAACGGCCUGGACUGUCAAGACACCAGUAGCGAACCCCAAGUUCAGAAUAUCGAACGUCCACGAAAAAAAAAACACCACGGUGGAGCUAGAGUGUAUAGUCGUUAUGCAGUCGCGGGAAGGAUUCCAACACUCAGCGAAACAAGGUAG
Molecule: messenger RNA, 453 nt
Organism: Cantharellus anzutake
Lineage: Eukaryota; Fungi; Basidiomycota; Agaricomycetes; Cantharellales; Hydnaceae
Exons: 1
Coding region: 1-453 (150 amino acids)
Source: RefSeq, a predicted model, not a curated record